AUGGAAAACUUUACAAACAAAAGUCAUGUUUUUGCGGAAGGUACUGAAGCGGACAGCACUGGACUAAGCAUCCGCGCGCUGACAGGGUGCGUUCUGUUUCUCCUGAUUGUCUCCACUCUAUUAGGAAACACGCUGGUGUGCGCUGCGGUUAUUAAAUUCAGGCACUUGAGAUCCAAAGUAACGAACUUUUUUGUAAUUUCUCUGGCAGUGUCAGACCUAUUUGUUGCAGUUCUUGUGAUGCCUUGGAAAGCUGUCUCGGAGGUGGCUGGGUAUUGGCUCUUUGGCAGAUUUUGUGAGACAUGGAUAGCUUUUGACAUCAUGUGCUCCACUGCAUCUAUUCUAAAUCUUUGUAUCAUCAGUGUGGACCGAUACUGGGCCAUUGCAAGCCCCUUUAGAUAUGAACGUAAGAUGACCCAAAGGGUAGCUUUUAUCAUGAUCGGUGUAGCCUGGACUUUGUCAAUACUCAUUUCCUUCAUACCUGUCCAACUGAACUGGCAUAAAGCGGAGGAAGACUACACAGAUGCCAACGACAGCAACCAUACCGAGGAUUGCAACGCAAGCUUGAAUAGUACCUAUGCGAUAUCAUCAUCGUUGAUAAGUUUUUACAUUCCUGUUGUGAUAAUGAUCGGCACAUACACAAGGAUUUACAGAAUCGCACAAACACAAAUAAGACGAAUCUCUUCCUUAGAACGAGCCGUGGAGCAAGCACAGAGUCACCAACAUCCAAGUGAUUGCGCGAAUGAGAACUCACUCAAAACAACAUUUAAAAAGGAAACUAAAGUUCUCAAGACGCUUUCGAUCAUCAUGGGCGUGUUUGUAUUUUGCUGGCUGCCCUUUUUCGUGUUGAACUGCAUGGUACCUUUCUGUGACAUAGGCGAAGUUGGGGACCCUCCGUGUGUAAGUGACAGCACUUUUAACAUUUUCGUAUGGUUUGGUUGGGCCAAUUCGUCUUUAAAUCCAGUAAUAUACGCCUUUAACGCUGAUUUCAGGAAAGCAUUUUCAACCAUACUGGGAUGCAACAGGUUCUGCUCCAGUGCUCCAGUUGAAGCUGUGAAUUUCAGCAAUGAGUUAGUUUCAUACCACCAUGACACUACGUUGCAAAAAGACGCCCCCAUUGCCUUCACUACAGCCCAGCUUCCUUCGGUAGUUCCCAACAACGGGGAAGACGUGGACUUACCCUUUGAUAAAGUUUCUGUCAUCUCAAACACAUCCCGUAAUCACAGGAAUCUGCUUCUACCGGCUAUCGUCCAGUUUGAGUGUGAAGCAGAAAUUUCACUGGAUAUGAUGCCGUUUACUUCGACUGGAGCCAACGAAUGUUAUGCAAUUCCUGGUCAAAUAGGGGAUUAGUGGUUAUUAGCCUACCUCACCAACAUUUCCAAGGUGUUAAUUGUCCUACUUUUUAAAUCGCUUUCAAAUUAAAAAGAACAUUUCAUAGAUAA
Conger conger (European conger) is the source of this 1439-nucleotide messenger RNA. It is a transcript of the gene drd6b, whose product is annotated as dopamine receptor D6b. Gene Ontology annotation, cellular component: membrane. Lineage: Eukaryota; Metazoa; Chordata; Actinopteri; Anguilliformes; Congridae. The coding region runs from base 1 to 1347 and encodes 448 amino acids. The transcript has a single exon. Gene Ontology annotation, molecular function: G protein-coupled receptor activity. The record is from RefSeq and is a predicted model, not a curated record. Gene Ontology annotation, biological process: adenylate cyclase-activating adrenergic receptor signaling pathway.